Molecule: messenger RNA, 2437 nt
Organism: Prunus avium (sweet cherry)
Lineage: Eukaryota; Viridiplantae; Streptophyta; Magnoliopsida; Rosales; Rosaceae
Source: RefSeq, a predicted model, not a curated record
AAAUAAAAAAACGAACAGGAAAACGAUUUUCCCACCAUUGCCACGGAUUUUGGAUUUUCUUGAUUGAUUUGCGCUUCUCGUUUCCUCGCCAGCCACAUUGAAUUGCAGGAUUUGGGGCUAGGAAGCAACUCUACUUGGGAAUUCCUAAGGUUAACAUGACAGGGGGUGGGGGUGAGGGGCACGUCUGUUCUGGACUGUGCCUUUAGGAGGACAUUCCUGCUUCUGAGGUUUGAAUGCACCGGGCUAUGAUAACUUCGGAAUAGCCAAAAUUUGGACUACAUUACAGGCCUGACACAAUGUUUUUCGGAAACUUCCGGCCCAAAUUAUAGAAUUUUUUUUUUCUCUUUUAGGUAAAAUUGUUAAUUAUAGCUCUUACAUGGGCUCUUCAAAUGUGGAUCUUUGCCAUUUUUACUAGGGUUCUUUAUAAAUAAGAAGCUUUCAUCUUUCUGCGCUGCGGACCCUCUCACUCUCUACUCUACUCUUCACCCCCCCUAAGUAGUGUUGAUAAUGGCACAAGCGUGAAAGAGUCAAGACGGCUUAAUCCUUCAUCCUGAUCAUAAAUCUUGGGGAGAAUUUUAGAACUGGUGCAAAAUCUGUUACUUUUGCGUGCUUCUGUGCAACAUGAAUCAACAGAGUCAAGGAACGAGCUCUUUAUCUUCGCCAGACCCCCCUAUGAAGCGAAAACGUGGACGCCCACGUAAGGAUGAGAAUCUUGUUCAUGCAGAGAGCGCGACUGCAGUGCCUGGAUCUGAAAGUUUGAAGAAAAACAAACAGAGUACAAGUGAUGAUGUUGAGAGUGAAAUGGUAGGUCAGGUAGUCACUGGAGUGAUUGAAGGUUCAUUUGAUGCUGGCUAUCUUCUCAAUGUCAGGGUAGGAGACACCAACACUCAGCUGAGGGGUGUUGUAUUUCUACAAGAGAAAAUCGCUCCAAUUACUCCAGCAAAUGACAUUGCUCCUCAUAUUAAGAUGUGCAAAAGAAAAGAUAUUCCCAUACCGCCUCUCAACCUGCAAUCUCAGCUUUAUGGCUCUGCCCGCCCAUCAGAGCAAAGUAAUAGGCAACCUGCUGAGGUGAAAAACCAAACACCUACAGUUCCAGACCAAACUCAAUCCUCUAUCCCUAGCGUACCGGAGUCACUUGAAAGCAAAUCUUUCUCUGUUAUGAUUCCUCCGGUUGAUAAUUUGCUGAAGAAUGAUGUAGGCCCUUCAUUGGAAGGAAAAGUCAUGCCACAGCAAAUUUUGGAGCCUCUAACUCAUAGCCAAUCUGCCCCUGCAAUGCGACUGUCAGAGCUUAAUAACGUUGUUGAACAGAAUAAAGUGUUGGAGGAAGUUGAAGCAGCCGAAAUAAUGGAAGGACCAAAUAGUGCAGAGGCCAACAAAGCAUCAAAAACCGAAUCAGCAUCUAAACCAGUUUCUGACAUACCAGGCAUUGAAGCGGUAUUUAAGGAUCCUGAAAUUCAAACUCAGGCUGUGGAUUCUGAAAAGAGUGCAUUGGUUCAUGAUGAAGUAAAGAGCCUUGAUCUUGAACUCAAUCAAACUCCUGUAGUUGCUGAACCUGCAGCAACUGGUGUCACACCAGCUGAUGAAACCGUAGGUAAGGAUCCUCAAAUUCAACCUCAGGCUGUGGAUUCUGAAAAGAGCGCAUUGGUUCAUGAUGAUGUAAAGAGCCUGAAUCUUGAACUCAACCAAAUUCCUGUAUUUUCUGAAUCUGCACCAGUUGCUGUGAUACCAGGCAUUGAAACCAUAUGUAAGGAUUCUCAAAUUCAAGCUGUGGAUGUGCGUCCUGAAAAGAUUGCAUUGGUUCAUGAUGUGGCAAAGAGCCUGAAUAUCGAACUCAACCAAACUCCUGUAUUUGCUGAACCUGCAUGUGUGUCUUCUGAUCUAGCCAGUAAACCAGUCGACAUUGUGAUGGAAGAACAGGCUUACCCUGCACCAAAGCCCAGCCAGAGGUUUGGGGAAGAGACUGUUCCAUCUGAAUUGAAGCUUGUAUCUGAAGGAUCUAUUCCUCGAGGAAUGGUUGAACCUCAAAUCUCUAGUUCUUCUGGUGCCAUUAGCAAUGUGGAUUGUGAUGUCGAAGAUGUCAUUCCACCUACACAAUCUUAGAUCCAUCUUGUAGCAUCAAACAAUGUGGUUGGGUCUGAGUUCUGUUUGUGACAGAAAAAGCAGGAGAGGUAGACGGAUGAUGCAUGCCGUAUCAAGGCUCUAGGAAUAAACAGGUAAAAGUAGUUGCUAAUGGUUUCAAUUCAUAGGAGUAUGGCAAAGACACAGCUAUAGUGUCAGACUUUCUUUACUAUUGACAGCUAAGGAUGGUUAUGGUUUUUGUUAUCAGUUUAUUCAUUUCAGUCUGGUUCCAAUUUUUACCGUUUGGAUGAUGUUGGUACUUGUUCAGUUGUUUGAUGGUUAUCCCUCCAUUAUCUUUGAAGGGCUUUCUUGCAGGCAA